GCGAUUUAUUUAUAAUAGGAUGCAUAAUGUGUAUAUCGAGAAACGCGAGAGGGAUUGCGUGAUAUAGGUGCACCUAGUUUGGGGAGAUUAAUUGUAAGGUAUAGGAGAGGGAUUAUGGAGUCGUGUUUGCGGAGUUUGGAGGGGAAGGGAGAUACUGCGCAUGAGAGUCGAUAUUUUAAUGGCUUGGAGAUUGAUUUGGGGAUUGGGAGUGGAAAGCGGGGAAGGGGUAUGAGAGGUGGUUGUUGAGGGAACGGAAGCGUUUGCAGGGUAAAGGGUCGUAUUCGGAGUAUAAUGUUUGGGUGGAUAUGGAGUUGGGGAGGGUGAGGAGGGAUAUGGGUUUUGAGGUGGUGAAGGAGAGCACUAAGGUGGAGGGUGCCAAGGAGGGACCCAUUAAGCAGGAAGCGGUUGAGAACGAAAGUACUAAGCUGCAGUCUACCGAAAACGACAUUAUGAAGCAAGAGGACACCAGAGAGCAAGGUUUCAUCAAAAAGGAAGUCGUCGAAUCGAUUUUCAUCAAAAAAGAGAUCAUGGAGGAUGAAAUUUUCAACUCCGAAACUUAAGCGGAGAAGCUGGGCUCCCAAAUUCUGGUACGUAGCCAUCUUGAGGUCUUGUUGGCACCAAGUCCAUACCAGAUUUAUCUUCAAAAUUCUUCAUUUGUGGAGAAACUGAAUCUCGUUUUCGUCAUGGCCUUAGACUUUCCGGCGGUCGGUGAAGUCGUAGUUGCAACUUGCAAGGUGAACUCAUCUGAUGAUUGCAUGGGCGAGUAAAAAUAAUAGUAUGUUUCAAGGAGGGCGACAUGAAGAGGAUAUUGGGGGAUGAAUAGGCCAGGUCAUAUAAAUGAUGAUGAUAAGAUAAUACUGUUGAG
Molecule: messenger RNA, 865 nt
Organism: Sclerotinia trifoliorum
Lineage: Eukaryota; Fungi; Ascomycota; Leotiomycetes; Helotiales; Sclerotiniaceae
Source: the annotation of a GenBank genome assembly